Messenger RNA from Bradysia coprophila, 5809 nucleotides. RefSeq names its product six-banded (gene sba). Gene Ontology annotation, cellular component: chromocenter; nucleus. NCBI's taxonomy places the organism in Eukaryota, Metazoa, Arthropoda, Insecta, Diptera, Sciaridae. Gene Ontology annotation, molecular function: DNA binding; chromatin binding. The record is from RefSeq and is a predicted model, not a curated record.
GCAACAUGGCCACCUUUCGACAUGAACAUUUGAAUCGGUGACUGACCAAGAACGGUACUACUACGUAAACGUAAAUAAAUAUUAUUCGCAAACGAGUGCUAAUUAAUUGGAACAAUUCGAAUCAAUUGUAGUGUUAAUUGAACAAAUUUAAUGUCGGUCCAAUAAUUCGCUCAGUUAAUUGUAAUUGCGUCAAUGAUUUGGCCAAAAUCGUGAAUAUUGAAGGCAGGUGCGAUUGUGGAAUAUAUUGUUUCCCGUGAAAAAUAAGAGUUUUUUUUUGUGUUGUGUCAUCUAUCAACCUAGUUCUGUUUAUAUUUAUUUAUUUUUUUAGUUACGUUGCUAACCCUCCCGUUAGUUCAUGGAUAAAUAAAUGGUAAAAAGUGAAUUUUGUGGAAAUCUUGAAUCGAAAAAUAGAAAAAUUGGAAAAAGGAAAAUAUAAAUUUGCAACAAAAAAAAGAAGAAGUUCAAAGCCAAAAAAAAUUGCUAGUUUUUUAAUGUAACAGUGAUAAUGAUCGUAAAAGUGAUGAUUUUAUAAUUCUUUUGUGCUUUCUUUUACAAGGAUAUGCAUCGUCAGCAAAAUCAGAACAACUCAACUGAUAUCCUUAACAAAUUAAAUGGCUGCGGCUAGCUCCGGCACCUUACAAAUACAAGGAUCUGUGCCAUCAAUAUCCCAAUCACAUCUACACCAACAACAGCAACAAUCAUUUCAGCAAAGAUUGUCUUAUGUACAGCGAUCCGGUAGUCAGUUGAAUGUUGUUAGCGGAUGCGGUCCGGUAACCGUUUCAGCAAUACAACAAAGAGGUCCUAACGUCGCGCCUGGAUGGCGAAGACAAGUCAAUAAUGGGGAAAUUAUUUAUAUAAGUCCGUCAGGUGCGGUCCUUAGAAACUUAGGACAAAUAAAGGAAUAUUUACUUAGUGCUGGUACAUGUAAAUGUGGAUUACCUUGCCCGCUCCGGCCGGAUUAUUUUUUUGAAUUCAACUCUCAGGUUCCUAAUGUUAAACUCCAAAUACCUCUCGAAGAUGCUGGCACAAUACGCACAACGUCUUGCCUACAUCAAGCCAGAUUAUUGGGAAGCAAUAAUUUAUUGCCAAAAGAUACAUCUCCGUCUAAGAAACGUAAAUUGGAUGGUGCCUGGUCGCCUGCCUCGUCAAUAUCAAGCAGUGACUCAACUCGAUCGUCACAAACCACGGCACUUUGCAACUAUGUCGGUAGCCCCAUACCAAAUCAAAUGGUUAUAGCGAAUCCGCGUGUACAGCCGACAAUAAUACAGAAGCGUCAAGUCGUUGGUAUUCCAGCACAACAACACCUUCCUCAACAACAAUCACAGACAGUGGUUUAUCAAAAUCAAAAUGUUGGUGAAAAUAAGGUAGCAAAUGUUACGGUAUCCAGGACGCCACCAUGGCGAAAAAAUUCAAUUGUCAGUCAACACCAAGUAGAUCAACAACAAACGACACAGCAAAUUAUUACAAACUCAAAUGGACGUGUUCCACCUCUACCGCAACAGCAUAUGGUACAACAAUCGAGUCAGCCGCAACUACAACAACAACAACAGCAGCAGCAGCAGCAGCCACAACAACAGCAAACUGCUCCUUGGCAAGAAGAAACAUUGAAACGUCGACCAAUUCCUAAAAAGAGGCCUAAUUUCAAAGAAGACCCUACUGGUUACUUGGACCAUCAAACUGCCAUAUUGCAUAGUUCCAUAUUAAAUGUACAUAGUCCCGAUAUAGCUGAAAAUAGCAACCAAUCGACAAUAUCUAAUUCAAAUGUUAGCUACCAAUCUGAGCCAAAGCUUUCUAACCAAUUGAACGUAUCUACGCCAAAUAACGACAGCGUCCAACCACAUACGAUCGGUUCAGAACAGUCAUUAUCUGUGAUGCAACAACAUCAACAUAAUCAAAAUGUUUUUAUUCAACAACAACAGCAACAAUCAGGCGUAGAGUCUGCAGGUGGAAAAACACAACCCCAUGUGAUUAUUGGUUCGAAUGGUCAACCAAUACGAAUACUUCAAAAUGGCCAAAUAAUUUAUUCGAAUCCGACAAUGCAAUCCGUCAAAGUCCAAGACACCCAAAAUAAUGCAUCUACUGGAAUUGUUUCUUCCGGUCCGCGUAUUAUUAGUGAUGAAAUCAUUCAACCGGUGCAAACUACGAAUGUCCAUCAGCAAGUCUUCCAACAACAAAACGCUCCACGAAUGAUGGCACCACAGCAAAUCAUACCUCAAGGUCAAAUGGAACCCGUUCAAAUACAACACAAUCGACAGGUUCUUCAACAACAACCGCAACAACAAGCGUCUUCUGGACAAACUCAAAUUAUUACUGUGCAGCAACACGUUCCAACUAGUCAACCAUUUGCUAUGAAUCAAUCUGUCCGCCAGCCACAUCCACAAAGCAUUGUUCAACAGCAGGCUGUCAACAGAAGUCACCAGGAUCAUCGGAUCAUAAUGCCCAGUUCAAAUCAAACUGACAGCAACCAGUCAAUGGAAUUAUCAAUUGGUGGACAAACCGUGACUCAUCUUCCAAAUGGAAUGGUUCAAGUGCAACAAAACUGUGAUAUCGCUCAUAUGAAGCAGCAACAACAGAUACAACUCCAACAACAGAUCCAACAACAAAAUAUGUUAUUUAGACAGCAGCAAGAGUUACAACAGAAUCCUCGUCUCAAAGAUCAAUACCAAACAUGUAACAGUACUCAAGACACAAUUCGUCAGCAACAUCAAGUCAGCACACGUACUGUCGCUACAUCUCAAGAAUCUCCCGUUUCGUCAAGCACCACUUACCGAAACAAAAUAAUUGAGAAAAGAUCCUCGUCGAAAGGACCAGCGCAGGUUGGAGCAAUUUCCACCAGUAAUGAAAGUCCACCUGCAACUUCUUCCUGUUCGUCACCGGCCGAUUCUCCAGAAUCUCUACAAGCUCGAACUGUGACUUCAGCGGCUGCAUUGUGUCCACCAAAAAUACAAACAGGAGGAAUUGUAAGGAGCCAAACAACCGGCAAAAAUACUAUUACGUCUGUGCUGGCUGGAAAAGCAAUGACAUCUACCACAACCACCAAUCAUGGAUUCGGAAAGCAAAGUGGUAAUGCAAAUGAAAAAGACACAGCACCAAACACCUUCGACCGUCAAAUCGUUCAUGUAUCUUCGUCGCAGAUGGUUCAAAUUCCAUCAUCGGUGCACCAAGCAAAGAUCAGCACAGCAGGCUCGAAUCAAAAUAGACCAAUCGCCUCUAUGAUCCAAAAUUGUGUUCCAGUUUCGGCGGCUCUAACAAAUUUGCAGUUGCAACCAAUAUGUCGCGGCGAGCCAGGUAGCCAAAUUAUUAUGACGUCGUCGGGACAGAUUUUAGUUAUGCCACCACAAAGUAAGUCGUCCAACAAUCAGAUGAUUAUUAGCGGCGGAAAUGGAUCGUCGCUAGUCAUGAAUAAUUCACCGCAAGGAGUUGUUAUCAAUCAACAAGGACAACAAAUUCUGAGUGGUGAUAUGAUUCACGGCAUAAACAAUCAAGUGUUGGAUGGUCAAUCCGCUAAUAUCUUACAAAAUUCGGGUAACCAAGUCGUCAUACAAGGUCAAAAUCUGAUGUCUGGAAAUGGAAACCGUGUAAUUGGUUCGAAUAAUUCCAAUUUUAUCGUCAAUUCAACGAACAAUAUGCAGCCGAUGAUCAUCAACAAUUCGAACAUCAUAUCUCACAACGGAAAUGUCCUGCAACAAGGCCAGAAUGUCAUUCAUGGGAAUCAAGGAAAUCUCAUUAGCGGAACCAAAGUUAUUUCAAGUAACGGCAACAUAUUGAACGGUUCGAACAUCAUAUCCAACCAGUCAAACGUUUUGGCAUCGAAUAACCAAAUCAUUGGUAACAGUAACUCAACGAACCUUAUUUCACCCAAUGGUACCGUUGUCCUUCCAAACGGUUACGUCCUUCAGCCGCACCAAUUUACUACAGUUGACGGUCAAGUUGUAAAUGUGAUCAAUCAAGACAACGGCACGCAUCAAUUUAUCCAAUCAACACAGCAACGAAUUAUUUUGUCACCAGACUCGAAACGGCGAGCUAAGAAAAGAAAAAGCAGUUCUGGAACACCGCCAACGCCACACAGUCUGUCGCCGCAACAAUCUCCGACGAUUCAGCAACACAGUCCAACAAUUGUUCAACAGAAUCAAUCGGGUGCAAUGCUUCAAAUAACUCCACAAUAUCAACAGCAAAGCUUCCAAAUCAGUCCCGGUAUGUCGGGCAUUACGCUCGUUCAAAAUAAACCGCAAACGAAUUCGGGACCUCAACAACAAAUUUUGCUCCAAAAUGGACAAACGAUCAUCCAGCCAUUGAAUAUUAUCGGUCAACAACUGUUAGUACCAGCUGGUUUGAUGGUUGCGCCCGACACAACCCUGCUUCAAAUACAAAAUGUUGGACCUUGUGGAAGUAUUCUCACUCCGCAGGGUAUGAUGAUACGUGCUUCUAGUCCACAAAAUAAAAAUUUCCUGUCGCCGAACAGUGGCGGCCAACAAUUCAUUGUGAGUGGAAAUGGACAGAUCAGCCCCAUCGGACAAAUGUAUAGUACGCCAAUGGGACUGGUUGUACCUCAAACAAAUUCGAAUAAUAGCGGACCGACCUACGUGCAACAAAACACCACCAUUCUUCAGCAGCAAACUACAAUGAUAAAUAGUGCAAAUGGCAACGGAGGAAGUAGCAACGUCGAUGCGGAUAUUCGUUCGCAAAAUCAACAGUCCAUGUCCCAAUCUCAGCAACAGCAACACCAUCAUCAUAGGACUGUUUCUGUUUCGCCACCGGAUACAACGACACAUAGUCCCAGAAGUCCCGAACGACCGCCCAGUCAGAGAAGUAAUGGUAGCGACACAAAUAUGGUACAAUGUGUGUCUAGCUCAGAACCGGAUGCCGUUUCACCGGUUGCUGACAGUGCCCGGUCACCGUCCAACAAUUCAGACUACGAACGUAGCGGCGGUAUUUCGUAUCAACAAAAUACAUUCAAACCGUCGGAUGCCAAAAUUAGACGAAUUCAAACGCCUACACAACUAUCCAACAGUCAUGUAAUUACGCAGGGAAAUCAAUCUAAAAUGAGACCCGAUUCACAUGAAUCUCCUUCAACACCAACAUUAUGUUCAACUGCUACAUUUUGUAUUGGUGAACUAGUUUGGGGCGCUGCUCGAGGUCAUCCGGCCUGGCCUGGUAAGAUCGUUAGUCCACCUGAAACGUAUAAAGGUGUGGCAACAUCCAGUGAUUCGACAUGGGUUCAAUGGUUUGGAGGACGGCCGAAUGUUGAAUUGGUCUCGAUAAACUCACUGAAAAGCUUGUCGGAGGGAUUGGAGGCCCACCAUAAAGCUCAAAAGGAUACGAGAAAGAGUCGAAAAUUAAAUUCCCAACUUGAGUGCGCCAUCCAGGAAGCAAUGGCCGAACUAGAUCGUACCGUCACCGCUACAUCGUCGACGCCGACAACGCCAUCGAAUCGAAAUAAAGCUCGCACGUUGAAACCGACGUCUACGCAGCAACGAACCAAACCGGUUAAAAUCGCACCAGCACCACCCAAUUCAACAACCCAUUUGCCAGCGAAAUAUUUGCGACAGAGCAAAUGACCGUUGGAAUUGUUGCAAACGAAAAUUAUGCCAGCAAAUUUUUGCUUCGGUUGGGGUUCAAGAUAAUUUCGUUGUUAGUUUGGUUUUGAACCGAUGCAUCAUCCUUGAUAAUUUGAUGUAAUAUUUGGACAGCCGACUGAAUAUUUUUGAUGAGAUAAAUUGUAAAGAGUCAACGAUAAUAUUUAAUACAACAAUCGAGUCAUCAGAAUUCCUCAGAGAGCACAUACCAUUAUAUUGUGUUACGUUGCUCA